Symbiodinium sp. CCMP2456 is the source of this 2996-nucleotide messenger RNA. The record is from the annotation of a GenBank genome assembly. NCBI's taxonomy places the organism in Eukaryota, Dinophyceae, Suessiales, Symbiodiniaceae.
GAUCAGCCCAGGUUUCUACAGUCGACCUGUGAGCCCGGUGAGCCCCCUCGUCCGAGAGCAGAGUGCCGGAACCCUGGGCUGGGCUUCGCGGAGCGUGCGGAAGGACCGGGAACGGCGCGCUGUUACCCCCGGUUCCGUCCGCGCAGUGCGGCGGAGCCUGGCGCGACUGGAGGUGGAGCCCUUGCCCUCGCUGGCGAAGGGGGCCCUCCGGCACCGACAGCCCCAGGCGUCGGUGGCACAAGCCCAGGAGAGUGACCCCAAGAGCCCCCAGAGGCAUGAGUGUCAGAUGGACUGGGACGCUGCGGAGCACGUGGGUCGACAGAUGCUGAAGAACGAUGCCUGGACCAAGAGGAUCUUCGAGGAGUUCGAUGGGGCGGCCUGCGGCUACCUUUGGCCCGCGGAGUUCGCAGCGUUGAGCUUUCGCUUCGAACAGGCCAUGGGCGGCUUCCUUGGCCGCUUCGGCUUCGACUUCGAUGAUGCUGACAUCAACAUGGAGGGUAGAAUCAGCCUCUCCGAGUGGCAGGAAUAUGCCAAGGAGCUGACGACAGCCUUUGGAGAGAUUCGCUGCAAGGUGGCGGUGCAGCGGAUCCUCGGUAGUCGGAAAGCAGAGCUCCGCCGGAAGGUGAAGCAUGUCUGGCUCUUCGACGGCUACGACUUCCAACCCUCUGUUCGGCUGCUGGAGAUGUGUUCAAAGGGGCACAAGAACCCAAGCAUCGUGCAGGACGUCCGCUCGGCCUUAGCAUCCAAAGCCGAUCCCAACGCCGGCCUGGCGAGUCCUUCCUUCAACAACUACACGCCGCUGAUUUUCCUAGCUAUGACCCCGGCGUGUGCCAACGGACCCCUGGUGGCCACGGCCAUGGAGCUCCUAAUCCUCGCGAAGGCCGAUGUCCACAGGGAAUGUGGCCAGAUGUUCACGGGCCGGUUGCUCCCUCUCCGCUUCGCGGCGAGGGCUCAGAACGAGUAUGGCCUCGAAGCUCUGCAGAAGCACGUCAACCUUGGCGACGUGUUUCAGUGGGCGGCAGGCGAGAACGCAGAGGGCAUCAUGCUCUCGGAGCUGCGCCGCUUCUAUGGGAAUCCCCUCGCUGAGACCAUCGAGGCCCUGGAUCCCUACAGCCAUGCGGCCAGCGCGCAGAUGAGGCUCUUUGCUUCGCCUAUGAUUGGCGGAUCCCUGAGCCCCGCCGGGGCCCAGCGGCUGUGCAGAGGGCUCUACGACGACGGGUACGUCCACAAUGGGCAGCGAGCCGACCCCAACUCACCUGGCCUCGAGGGCCACACUGCGCUGAUGCACAUGGUCAUCGCGGGAAACGUGCCGACCAUCCAGGCGCUGAUGGCCUGCCGCGCGAGCUUGGAGCAGAGAGAUAGCAGUGGAGCCACGCCGCUCCACCAUGCGGCCUGCUAUGCCCAAUCGGCCGUGGUCAAGGCGUUGCUCGAUCUCGGCGCCGACCCCAGCGCCGUGGACCAGGCGGGCUACAGUCCCUGGAUGAUGGUCGGAGAAGCCAGGUGCUUUCACGUGGAGCAGGGCCGUGUGGUGCUGGCCAAGGAUAAAGCCAGCGAGGAGGACAUGAGGGAAUGCCUAGAUCUAUUGAAGCCGGAGACCUUCCCCGGCGACCUCCUGGAAAGGGCCGAGACCGGCAUCGAAAGCUUUCUUGAUAGCCUUGGUGCUCCGGUGACGACGGAGCUGCUUGAAAAGCGAUUGCGCUUGCACGAGAGCCUCUUCUUCAAUCCGCGCUUGGCGAUUAAGGGUGCCUUCGAGGGCCGCGUGGUGCUGAGACACUUCAUCGAUCGAUGGGUCCACGUGAUCAUCAACCUGCUGCAGACUGAUCCUCUGGAAGGCCCCGCGAAGGUGCUGGCAAAGUAUCUCUUGAGCGCCACCCUGGGGCCGGAUUCACAGGCCUCCUGUGCACACGUUCACUCCAAGUGGCGCAAGGACGACAAUCGCAGUUGGUAUCGAGAGCGUCUCAUGGAGGCCGUGAAGCACCAGCUCCACAUCUUCGCGGCAGAGUGCAACUUACUGCGGCGAGAGAUCGACGCAGCUGCCGGCACGGCGCGGCUCGCAGCGAACCAGGCGGCCGUGGAGGAGCAUGAGGCUGCCCUCCCGGAGGGCGACGAGGACGUGCCGGCAUUGCAGAGGGCCCCGUCCAUGCGGGCCUGCCUCGACCUGUGUCAGGUGCCGAAAGACCAGGUGAUCAUUCCGCAGUCUUGGCAGGAGGACCCCUUCUGGCGAACCGUACAGGAGCGGCAGGUGCUUCGCUACGAUCCCUCCUGGGCACUGCAGAUCCACGACGGCGCCAGCUGUUUCCUGCAGCUUGUGCGCCUUGGAGUGCCGAAGGACCGCACAAAGAAGCUGACCAGUAAAGAGGCCUGCGUGGUGUCCACCAUCGCAGAAUACAGCACCCUCCGGCAAGUCAUGCACUCACAGAUGAAGGAGCUCUUUGCUCGUGGGUACAUCACCUACUCCAACCUCUGCAACCUUCCCUACCAGGAGAAGAUGAAGGAGGUGGUGGCACGCGCGCAGCAGGCUGCCAACCUGACGGUGGAGAUGCCUAGCUCUGUGAUUCCGCCAAAGCGUCUUCGACGGCUCCUUGAGAAAACGCUGGAGGCCGAGAAGGAGCGGAAAGGAUGGGAGUGGCCCGACCGCCCGGAGACGUACCUGCGCCACGCCUACAGUUUCUACAUCCUGGACACUGUCAGGAUGAGCUUCGUGUGCAAAGGCGAAACGCUACCUGAACAGGUCCGCUGUUGCAUGCGGAUCCUUCAGGAGUUCCGGGACUGCAGCAACGAAACAGACGGGGUCCAGCUGCUUCGGAUAAAAUCUGGCUUCGCCUCGGGUGCGAAGGGCGACGGCGGCUACGCCGACGUGAAGAUGCUGUGCUAUGCGGAUCUCGGCGUCCAUGUGGCUUUCGACGGCACGGAGAUACCGCUGCGGAUCAUAGGAGAGAUCCAGCUGAUCCUCGAGGGCUAUGCUAACGUGAAGAAUCGCUUCUUGGCGCAUGGAA